This is a messenger RNA of Capsicum annuum, 1447 nucleotides long. Its product is annotated as protein MET1, chloroplastic. Gene Ontology annotation, molecular function: protein binding. The record is from RefSeq and is a predicted model, not a curated record. Bases 179 to 1177 code for a protein of 332 amino acids. The transcript is spliced from 7 exons. Lineage: Eukaryota; Viridiplantae; Streptophyta; Magnoliopsida; Solanales; Solanaceae.
UGAGUGGAUGUGGCACCACAAAAUAGAACCAAAACUCAACAGGCUGUCAUAGCCACUAGUCAUAGACAUGGUAAUCCUUUUUGCAGCAACACAAAGUCCUGAAUGAUCACUUUGAAACAACUCAACUCAAUCAAAGAACAGGCAAAAGGCAAAAGGCAAAAUCAAGAAUUCUUAACUAAUGGCUUCUACAACUAGCUACACUUCACUUUGUUCUUUACUUAAACUCAAUCAAACAAAGCAAAACACCCCAUCAUCAUCUUCUUUGUUUAAGUUCAAGAAUCAUGUAUGUUUUACCAGCAGCAAUAGUAUUUUAACAAGUAGUAGACAUAUAGGAAAGGGUUCAGUAUUUGUUGUUAAAGCUGAGGCAACUCAAUCUGCAAAAUCAAAAGGAGAAGGACAAGAAGAAGGAGAAGAAGAAGUUAAGUAUGAAGAGUAUGAAGUAGAGAUUGUACAGCCUUAUGGACUUAAAUUUACUAAAGGAAGAGAUGGGGGUACUUAUAUUGAUGCCAUUGCUCCUGGUGGUUCUGCUGAUAAGACUGGAAAGUUCACUGUUGGAGAUAAAGUCCUUGCCACCAGUGCAGUGUUUGGAGAAGAAAUAUGGCCUGCUGCUGAAUAUGGAAGAACAAUGUACACUAUCAGACAGAGAAUUGGACCCUUGCUCAUGAAGAUGCAAAAGAGAUAUGGGAAGGUGGAAGAAGUAGGUGAAUUGACAGAAAAGGAAAUCAUCAGAGCGGAGAGGAACGCUGGUUUCAUCAGCGACAGAAUUAGGGAAAUUCAACUAACAAAUGCUCGGAGGAUGAAAGAACAAAAGGUGCAAAGAGAAACGGAUCUUCGUGAAGGACUGAAACUUUCUAGGAAUGGCAAAUACGAAGAAGCACUAGAAAAGUUUGAGUCUGUGUUAGGAUCAAAACCAACUGGUGAUGAAGCUGCUGUGGCAAGUUACAAUGUUGCCUGCUGCUAUUCCAAGCUUAAUCAGCUUCAAGCGGGGUUAUCUGCAUUGGAGGAUGCGAUGGAAGCAGGAUUUGAAGAUUUCAAGCGAAUCAGGACAGACCCCGAUCUUGCCAAUCUAAGGACGUCUGAGAAAUUUGAGACACUCAUGAAAAGGUUUGAUGAAUCGUUCAUCAAUGAGAAUGCCAUCAAUGCUAUUAAGUCCCUAUUCGGCUUCAACAAGAAAUAGCAGCAGCAGCACAUCCGUAAACUGGUUGCUGGAAACUUACUUUGACAUCCAUGCACAUAUAAGGCAAAAGAUGUGAACCUGCAACAAACUAUGCUCUCCUUUUUUCGGAUUUUGUUUAUAGGGUGAGUUAAGAGAUAUGAAAUUACUUCUAAUCGUUGAAUUUUUUUAUUUCAAUUGUAUUAUACUAUGGUCAUCCCAAGUACAUUCGAAACCUACUGAUCUCGUCCAUUGUUGUACUCCAUGAAUAGCAUAUGCUCUUAAUUUGGUCAA